Molecule: messenger RNA, 2419 nt
Organism: Pangasianodon hypophthalmus (striped catfish)
Lineage: Eukaryota; Metazoa; Chordata; Actinopteri; Siluriformes; Pangasiidae
Gene: prmt1
Product: protein arginine methyltransferase 1
Exons: 10
Coding region: 106-1152 (348 amino acids)
Cellular component (GO): nucleus
Molecular function (GO): protein-arginine N-methyltransferase activity
Source: RefSeq, a predicted model, not a curated record
CGGCGGGCCAAUCAGAGCGCGGCAGUGCAGAGGCGGGAGGGAGAGGAGACGGGUUUAUGUUGUGUGGGCGCGCGCGCUGAGGGACUGAAGCCAUUCAGCAGCGAAAUGGCGGAGACGGCGGACAGGAUGGAGGUGUCGCAGGGAGAGAGCUCAGAGAAGCCCGCUGCUGAGGACAUGACGUCCAAGGACUACUACUUCGACUCCUAUGCUCACUUCGGCAUCCAUGAGGAGAUGCUGAAGGAUGAAGUGCGCACCCUCACCUACAGAAACUCCAUGUUCCACAACAAGCACCUGUUCAAGGACAAGGUGGUGCUGGACGUAGGCAGCGGCACCGGCAUCCUGUGUAUGUUUGCAGCCAAGGCAGGGGCCAAGAAAGUCAUCGGCAUCGAGUGCAGCAGCAUCUCCGACUACGCGGUGAAGAUCGUCAAGGCCAACAAGCUGGAUCACAUUGUGACCAUUAUAAAGGGUAAGGUGGAGGAGGUGGAGCUCCCAGUGGACCAUGUAGACAUCAUCAUCUCUGAGUGGAUGGGUUACUGUCUGUUCUACGAGUCCAUGCUCAACACGGUCAUCUACGCCCGGGACAAGUGGCUGAAACCCGACGGGCUGAUUUUCCCCGACAGAGCCACGCUGUACAUCACCGCUAUCGAGGACCGGCAGUACAAGGAUUAUAAAAUCCACUGGUGGGAGAACGUGUACGGCUUUGACAUGUCCUGCAUUAAGGAGGUGGCCAUUAAGGAGCCGCUGGUGGACGUGGUGGAUCCCAAACAGCUCGUCACCAGCUCCUGCCUCAUCAAGGAGGUGGACAUCUACACGGUGAAGAUCGAGGACCUGUCCUUCACCUCGCCCUUCUGCCUGCAGGUGAAGAGGAACGACUACAUCCACGCUCUGGUCACCUACUUCAACAUCGAGUUCACACGCUGCCACAAGAGAACCGGCUUCUCCACCAGCCCGGAGUCUCCCUACACCCACUGGAAGCAGACUGUCUUUUACCUGGAUGAUUAUCUGACUGUGAAGACGGGAGAGGAGAUCUUCGGCACCAUCAGCAUGAAACCCAACGUCAAGAACAACAGAGACCUGGACUUCACUGUAGACAUCGACUUCAAGGGUCAGCUCUGUGAGAUGUCCAAGACCUCGGAGUACAGGAUGCGCUAAAUCUCCUGUGUGUGUGUGUGUGUGUGUGUUAGAGGGAGAUCAGUUCAUGGUGUGUGUGUGUGUGUGUGUGUGUGUGUGUGUGUGUGGUCAUUCCUUUUAGAGAGAGCCCUGGCGCUGAUGAUGAUCCCUGAAGGACUUUUAUACACUUACACACGGACACUUUGAGUUUCUAUACAAUGACGACGCAGCGGUGUUUUUAUUGUGCAAUAUUCACACAGGAUGCGUUUAUUAUUUUCCCCUUGUGCUGGAGUCAUUCAGCCGGUAACAGGGUGUCUCGAUUCUCUCUCUCUCUCACACACACACACACACACACACACACACACAGAUGCGCUGGCUCCCUCUCGCCUGUACAUAGUGUUCAUGUUCAGCCACUUUAACCUGUUGUGCAGUCAUGGAUCCUGUUGUCACGGCAACGCACCUGUCCCGUUUUGAUUUCUAGUAUUUAGUUGGGUAAGAUGAAGAGCCUCCUGUGACGGUUUGGUUGCUCCUCUCCAUCAGCGUGUGUCUGCGUGUUUGAGGGCAAAUGCAAGUCGAUCAUUGGUGUAUUUUUGAAAUUCCAUUUACUAAUCCUCCAUCUUCUGUGUUUAAACAAGUGGCACGUCAUGAAUCCAGGCUGCAGUUCGGAGCCUGAGCCGGGCUCUGUGAUUGGCUGAAUGUGAAGCUGUGCUCGCGUCCUGUUCUCACUCUGCAGUGUGUCCGUGUGGUCACUAGGGGGCGCUCUAACGGUUCACUCUCUGGUUUUAUUUUGCGCUGAAGUUCCACAGUCGGUUUUUAAAACUCACUUUGUUUUGUGUGAGGGGGAAAAACCCGAAGGUGCGGAUUUCAGACUGGUCGCGUUUUAGUCGUUUCGCUGUUAGAAAACGAGCCUCGACUCUCCCAGCGCCUCCCGCGGGCACGCGAACACCGAGCUGCGUUCUGACCCGAAUCGUCUGUGAAAUAAAGUCUAACGCUGAGCCGUUUACGGCGCGGACGUGUCGCGGUUUAACUCCGCUUCGUGUACGUCUGAGAAACGAGGUGUUUCUCCCCUCCUGAGCUCCGAGAAUCAGUGUUAGAGAAACGUAAAGAACUAAACUGGGCCUGACGUCUCCUUUAGGUUUAAUAUCUGUAGUGUUAUUACGAGCGUAAACGAAGAACAGUGUCCGAGUGUGUUGAGGUUCAGUGUGUGUUCAUCACUGCUCUGGGCUACAGCUGGCUAAAAUUGUGUCCAUUAGAAGUACAUUCAAUUUUUUCUGCGUUUGUUUGUUUUUUUUUUUUUUUUUUAAUAAAA